AUGGGAGCAGGGAAGCGUUUCCCAAGACCCCUUCCUGAUCCAGCUGAAUACGUUGUUGAGUUCGACGGACCUGACGACCCCAAGCAUCCUUUCAACUGGGACUUCGCCGUCAAGCUGUACAUCUCCGUCAUAGCCUGUGCCGGCACCUUCGUCGCAUCCUUCGCCAGCGGCGUGUUCGCCCCAGGAACCGAGCAAGUGGGCGAAGCCUUCGGCGUCAGCACCGAGGUAGCCACCUUGGGGACCACCCUCUACGUCCUGGGCUUCGCAUCGGGCCCUCUGAUCUGGGGACCCGCCUCGGAGUUGAUCGGCCGACGGUGGCCCCUGAUCCUAGGGCUCGUCGGCGGAGCCAUCUUCGACAUCGGCUCGGCUGUGGGCAAGGACCUUCAGACGGUCAUCAUCUGCCGCUUCUUCGCGGGGGCGUUCGGGGCCUGCCCGUUGUCCGUCGUCCCCGGCGUGCUGACGGAUAUCUACAACAAUGCCCACCGGGGGUUCGCCAUGACCAUCUACGCGCUUACCGUGUUUGUUGGCCCCUUCUGCGCCCCAUUCAUCGGCGGGUUCAUCACCUCCAGUUCCCUCGGCUGGCGCUGGACGCUCUACCUCCCCGCCUUGAUGGGUUUCGCAUUGGGCAUUAUCUCCUUCGCCUUCCUGAAAGAGACAUAUGCCCCCAUUCUCCUGGUCGAAAAAGCAGCCGCCAUCCGCCGGGCAACCCGCAACUGGGGCAUCCACGCCAAGCAGGACGAAGUCGAGAUCGACCUGACCGCGCUGCUGCAGAAGAAUUUCACGCGCCCGCUGCGGAUGCUCCUCACCGAGCCCAUCAUCUUGCUGAUCUCGAUGUACAUGUCAUUCAUCUACGGGCUGGUCUACGCCCUGCUCGAGGCCUACCCGUACGUGUUCCAGACGGUCUACCACAUGAACCUCGGCGUCAGCGGCCUGCCCUUCAUCGGCCUUAUCAUCGGCCAGAUCCUCGCCUGUGCCUUCAUUCUCUCCCAGCAUUCCGGAUAUGUCAAGAAACUCAUCGCGAACGACAAUCGCCCCAUUCCGGAAUGGCGGUUAGGGCCCGCGAUGAUCGGUGCUCCGAUGUUCACGAUCGGGAUCUUCUGGUACGUGUUCGGCUGGACAGGAUUCACCCCGCGCAUCCAUUGGAUGGCACCCACUGCCGCCGGUGUCUUUGUGGGAUUCGGCGUGCUGUGCAUCUUCCUCCCGUGUUUCAACUAUUUGGUUGAUUCGUAUCUCCCGUUGGCGGCAUCGACCGUGGCGGCCAACAUCAUCCUCCGCUCCAGCGUGGCGGCUGGGUUUCCGCUGUUCACGAAGCAGAUGUUCGAGAACCUGGGGAUCCAGUGGGCGGCGACGUUACUGGGGUGUCUGGCAGCCGCGAUGAUUCCUAUUCCCUUUGCAUUUCGGAGAUGGGGGCCGCGGUUGAGGGGAAAGAGUUCCCUUGCUCCCUAG
Aspergillus japonicus CBS 114.51 is the source of this 1446-nucleotide messenger RNA. RefSeq names its product MFS transporter. Gene Ontology annotation, molecular function: transmembrane transporter activity. Bases 1 to 1446 code for a protein of 481 amino acids. Lineage: Eukaryota; Fungi; Ascomycota; Eurotiomycetes; Eurotiales; Aspergillaceae. The record is from RefSeq and is a predicted model, not a curated record. Gene Ontology annotation, biological process: transmembrane transport. The transcript is spliced from 4 exons.